Molecule: messenger RNA, 548 nt
Organism: Haliotis rubra (blacklip abalone)
Lineage: Eukaryota; Metazoa; Mollusca; Gastropoda; Lepetellida; Haliotidae
Exons: 2
Coding region: 112-531 (139 amino acids)
Source: RefSeq, a predicted model, not a curated record
GCAGGACCAAGUUGUGAGACCGGGACAGCGCUCACUGUCACAAGGUCGGGUUCUGACUGACAGAACAACUCUGUGACUUCGUUUAAGGGGUUCAGGAUCACUGGUGGUUGGAUGGCAGAUGAGGUUGCGCUGACCAGCUUGCGAGAUGAAGAAUCCCUCCGGUUCUUUCAUGUCUUGUGCCACCGCGACUCGGCCGCUCGUCGGCUGGGCAUUGACUCAAUCCGGAAAACUUUUGAUGCUUGGCUGGAUGGAUACGGCAGCCCUAAACAGAUACAUGGCGAAACGGACAUCAACGGGUUUCAGCCCAUAGUGACAGAAUAUCUCCCUGAACUUCUGUGUCUUUCGAGCCAGUGCCCCUUUGAUGACGUACGCGAAGCACUCGCAGACAUUCUCGAGGAUGUCAAGAAGCGAGGUCGAGGUCUUCAUGUGCCCCGUCGAUUGGAGAAGGGGGCGAGUCACUUCAUCUCGGAAAAAGAGGUACUUUUAUGUAACAUGCUUUACACACAAAUUUGUUGUCUUAAGGGGAGUUAAAACAAAUCCAUAUAAAA